ACCUAAACUGACCAUCACAGGGAACCCCCAACACCAGCUACACUUUUAGGUCACCCACAUCCACAGUGAUGAGGCAGAAAUACCCAGUGACGCUCGUAAAGCAGCAGAUAGCGCAGCGGUGUGGAGCCCCCACCCUGCCCUGCUGCCUGUCCGAUAACACAGAGGAGGAAACAAGAAGGCUGCAGCCUGAGACCUGCACUAUUACUGAGAAGAAGGAAUUGUUACUUCACCUCUUUUACUGACCAUUCUUGUCUGCGUUUUUUGUUCAGCUGUGUUAAUGUAGUGUUAAAAUGGUUGACUAAAGCCUUUUACACAUACCUCUAGUCGCCUGUUGUGAAUCUAUCUCUGACCUCCGCUGUAAAGUUCUCACACUGGAUAUAUUCAGCUACAGUUAAUUCUCUGUUGUUCAGUAAAAAAAUAGGCUGCAAUGCUGUCAAAGCGGGAGAGAAAGCUCAUUGCAGAAAUAUGGGAAAAACUGACUCCUGUGGCUGAAGAUAUUGGCUCAGACGCACUUCUUAGGAUGUUCGCCUCUUUCCCAGGCACCAAGACAUACUUCUCCCAUCUAGACAUCAGCUCCCACUCCGCUCACUUGCUCUCUCACGGGAAGAAGAUUGUUCUGGCCAUAGCAGAGGGAGCCAAAGACAUCAGCCAGCUGACUGUCACCCUGGCUCCUUUGCAAACCUUCCAUGCCUACCAGCUCCGGAUAGACCCAAGUAACUUUAAGCUUUUCUCACACUGUAUGCUCGUCACCCUGGCCUGUCACAUGGGUGACGACUUCACACCGGUUGCACAUGCAGCCAUGGACAAGUACCUGUCAGCCUUUGCAGCUGUGCUUGCCGAGAAAUACAGAUGAGACUCAGCCACGUGUUUCUAAGAAGUGUAUCAGACAUUUAUAGUGCUAUAUGAUUCUGAAAUAUGUAUGUGUUGUUGUUAUUAUAUAACGUUUUGUAAAAAUAAUCAUGUGCAAUUAAUAUGCCACAUUUUUGUUAUAUUGAAUUAUAAUAUAAAGUCAUUAAGGACUUGAUUAUACCUAUUUAAAAUUCCCUUGCAGUAACCAUAUACUUUAUAUAAAGACUGUUUCUUUAGGUGUCCCAGGAGGAUGUUUUUAUUGUGGAAAUUUGAAUUAAAUGUGAAUAUCAAACCUCUUA
Messenger RNA from Lates calcarifer (barramundi perch), 1148 nucleotides. It is a transcript of the gene hbae4, whose product is annotated as Hemoglobin subunit alpha-D-like. Bases 428 to 853 code for a protein of 141 amino acids. The record is from RefSeq and is a predicted model, not a curated record. NCBI's taxonomy places the organism in Eukaryota, Metazoa, Chordata, Actinopteri, Centropomidae. The transcript has 3 exons. Gene Ontology annotation, cellular component: hemoglobin complex; haptoglobin-hemoglobin complex; blood microparticle. Gene Ontology annotation, molecular function: haptoglobin binding; heme binding; peroxidase activity. Gene Ontology annotation, biological process: hydrogen peroxide catabolic process; oxygen transport.